AUGUUAAUAAUUUUAAUAGUUUUUGUGUAAUCACUUGAGAUAGAGCUAAUAAAUUUACAAUAGGUUUAUUAUAGUGUAGAAAUAUGGGCAAAUAAUAAAAAUUAUAAUUUAAUAGUUGAUACUGGAAGUGAUACACUUUGGAUAUUUGGAAAGUAAAAUAAUCGGAGAAGAUAUUAUGAAUGCAAUGAAUGUGAAGCAAUAAACAAAAUGAGAUUAGAUUAUGGUCUAGGAAGCAUUUAAGGUACACAAUAUAACUAAGAAUUCAAAUUUGUUAAUGAAAGAUUAAAUUUAUCAGUUGUUGAGGUUAAUUAAGUUUAAGAUUUGGAAUCUCUUAUUGCAGAUGGAAUCAUUGGAUUAAGUAAAUAAUCUACUAACACUAAAUAAAAUUUGAUUGAAAUUAUGUCUUAUAAAAAAUUAAUGGAUGGUAAAUAAUUCGGAUUAUUAUUGAAUGAUUAAAUUUGUUCUAGCAAUUCCUUAUUAAUUUUAGGUUAUCCAAAUUAAUCUCAUUAUAUAGGAUAAUUACAAUAUAUAAAUACAACUAAUAGUAAUCUUUGGAAUUCAUAUGCCAAUUCAAUAUAUGUAACUAAUAAUACAUAUCUUAAAAUAUUGGAAUCUAAAAAACAAUUAAUUUUGUUUGAUAGUGGAACAUCUAAAAUAAUGAUGUCAAGUAAAAAGUUUCAUGCCUUACAUAACAUUUUUAAUGAUGAUUACAAUUUACAAUGUGAAUCUGUAAAACAUCUUUAAUUUCAUGAAUUAGUAUGUCAUUUUACUGAUGAAUAUCCGAAUGUUAUAAUUAAUAUCAAUUCCGAACUAAACUUAACUUUACUUCCCUAAGAUUAUAUUUCAUCUUGUGGAUACAACUAUUUGUUAUAAUAUAGAUGCUAUUUGAAUUUUUAAAAUUUAGAUAACGAUGAUGAAAUUAUCCUAGGAGUCGUAUUUUUAUAGAAAUACUAUACUCAUUAUGAUUUAUUAAAUAAUCAAGUGGGAAUUGCUUAAUCCAAAUAUUAUAGUAUAAAAUUAAAUUAAUAUUUUCAGAGAGAGAUUAGAUACCCAUAACUCAUCUUGGUUAAUAGCACAGUUAUGAAAUGUUUUACAUUUCUAUGAUUUCUGUUAUUAUCUUGGUGCUUCUUGUAAUUUUGGCCAUGAAUUUUCUCAAAGUGAGGUAGAAUGCAAAUGAAAUAGCUUAGAGUGAUGAAGAUAAUAAAUAAGGGAAUGUUUAAGAAUAAGAAAUGGAACCAAUUAAAUCGUCAGCUUCAUAACAAAGAUGA
This is a messenger RNA of Paramecium sonneborni, 1268 nucleotides long. The record is from the annotation of a GenBank genome assembly. Lineage: Eukaryota; Ciliophora; Oligohymenophorea; Peniculida; Parameciidae.